GUGUAUUACCGCAAUUUAGCUAUUUUUUUAACAGCUAUAUUUACUAUUAACCACGUAAAGUGACGGUACGACUCAAAUCAGGCGUUCCAGCAAUCGCACGCUUAUCAGCCCAGUAGGAUAAGCCGGUUAUCAUCGGUACACGAUUACAUCACUCCUAACGGGCUCUUUUGUCCUUGAUUUACGGAUUGCUUCCGGCGCCCGAUGUCCCUGCUGAAUCUGCUUCCACACCGUGUUUCACAGCGACUGACCGCGCUUUAUUUCACCGUAUCGAGUUUUAGUUUGCAACGGCGACCGCACACCAUCCAGACGAACGCGAUGGCUAGCAUGACGGUAACGAAGAUUCCGGCGUUGAAAGACAACUUCAUGUACUUGGUGAUGUGUAACGCGACACGCAAGGCAGCCGUCGUAGAUCCGGUUGAACCGGACCGCGUGCUGGAGGUGGUUCGCGAACAAGAAUGUAAGCUGAACCAAGUGUUGACGACGCAUCACCACUGGGAUCAUGCCGGUGGUAAUGAAGCCCUACACAAGCGCUUCCUCGAGAACACUGACUGGGGCGAGCUGGUCGUGUACGGCGGGAACGACGAUCGCAUCGCACAGCUGACUAACCGCGUGAAGCAAGACGACACGUUCGAAAUCGGACAACUGCGUGUUCGCUGCCUGUCCACGCCGUGCCACACUACGUCCCACAUUUGCUACUACAUCGAGUCUGACCAGGAUCGGGCGGUGUUUACCGGCGACACGCUCUUCUUGGCUGGUUGUGGCCGCUUCUUCGAGGGAACCGCACAGCAGAUGUACGACGCGCUAAUCGGGCAGCUCUCAACCCUGCCGGACGAAACACACGUGUACUGCGGUCAUGAGUAUGCGUUGCAAAACCUACGCUUCGGGCAUUUGGUCGAACCGGACAAUGAAGACAUCCGGGCGAUGCUGGAACGGGCACAAGAGACCGAUCUCGAAGGCAGACGUGCUCUUGUGCCAUCCACGAUCGGCCAGGAAAAACGCAUCAACGUGUUCAUGCGCGUCCGGGAAGCGGCCGUUCAAGCGUUCGCUGGUAAAACUACACCGGUUGAAACCAUGCAAGCAGUACGGGCUGCAAAGGACAAAAUGUAGGUCAAGUAGUCUGCGCCGACUCGUAAAUGUUUGGACUAUGCUGGUCGCGUGCAUGAUUGGCUCACAAUAUCGUUGACAAAAGAAUGCCGCAAAUGUAAAGCGCCAUAUGUGUGUGAUUAGUAUAACCUGGGCGUAAGAUCUUUAUUACUGCAACCAAUUGGGUAUAUGGGAAAUUAUCAAUAUUUACAUCCACAUCCGCCUAUAGUGACCUACGAAAGCCUUGUAAUCUUGCUUUGAAAUAUCUUGUUAUUUUACUCAAGGGUGUUAACAGGAAAUAAUUCUUAAGAUUGGCUGAAUGAGAUGUAACACUGGUGAGCCUGAGAUGAAUAAAAUGCCU
This is a messenger RNA of Anopheles nili, 1444 nucleotides long. It is a transcript of the gene tzn, whose product is annotated as hydroxyacylglutathione hydrolase, mitochondrial. Bases 202 to 1107 code for a protein of 301 amino acids. The transcript is spliced from 3 exons. Gene Ontology annotation, molecular function: hydroxyacylglutathione hydrolase activity. NCBI's taxonomy places the organism in Eukaryota, Metazoa, Arthropoda, Insecta, Diptera, Culicidae. The record is from RefSeq and is a predicted model, not a curated record.